CUCUAGGGUUUGGGAUUUUUGCCGCCGCCGCUCCUCACGCCCAGUCUUGGCCGCCGUAGUCCUCGCCGGAUCCGAUGGCCGUGACUUUCUCCGACCUCCACACCGCCGAAGGCGUCAAGGCCCUCGAGUCGCACCUCGCCGACAAGACCUACGUCUCUGGGGAUGCGAUCAGCAAGGACGACAUUAAGGUGUUCGCGGCGGUGCCGUCUAAGCCUGGUGCCGAGUUCCCCAAUGCUGCCCGCUGGUACGAGACCGUCUCCGCGGCUGUUGCUGCAAGAUUCCCUGGCAAGAAUGUUGGUGUGAAUCUGCCUGGAGCGGGAUCGGCUCCUGCAGCAGCUGCUCCUGCCGCUGAGGCUACCAAGGAAGAUGAUGAUGAUUUGGAUCUUUUCGGGGAUGAAACCGAGGAGGACAAGAAGGCCGCAGAGGAGCGUGCGUCUGCCAAGGUCUCUUCCAAGAAGAAAGAAAGUGGGAAAUCCUCUGUCCUGAUGGAUGUGAAGCCGUGGGAUGAUGAAACUGACAUGAAGAAGCUUGAGGAGGCUGUACGCAGUGUUCAGAUGGAGGGUCUCACCUGGGGAGCAUCAAAACUUGUGCCCGUUGGUUAUGGAAUCAAGAAGUUGACGAUCAUGUUGACCAUUGUGGACGACCUCGUGUCUGUUGACAGUCUAAUUGAGGAGCAUCUCACUGAAGAGCCCAUCAACGAAUAUGUUCAGAGCUGCGAUAUUGUUGCCUUCAACAAGAUCUAAAAAGCUCAAUAGACCACUCAAUUUGCUGCUGGGGGUCUGGAACUGGGACUGGUUGUGAUGGCGAGCGCACAAGUUUCUCCUGGGAUGCGAGCUUAUCCUUUAGUUACUCAGGUUUUGAAUCUCUAUUUAUCUUAAAAUAGUUGAAAUGCCAGGCGGUGUGUUAUGGCGAAACAUGUGUUGUGUCUAAGGUCACCAGUUUUCUUUCUAUGCUAGUUUUGGUGAGAUGGUGAUACAUAUUCGGCUGGAACUGUGAUGCACCUGAUAAUCCCUCCCAAUAUGGUUGUGUUCA
Messenger RNA from Phragmites australis (common reed), 1032 nucleotides. Its product is annotated as elongation factor 1-beta. Gene Ontology annotation, cellular component: eukaryotic translation elongation factor 1 complex; cytosol. NCBI's taxonomy places the organism in Eukaryota, Viridiplantae, Streptophyta, Magnoliopsida, Poales, Poaceae. Bases 75 to 743 code for a protein of 222 amino acids. Gene Ontology annotation, molecular function: translation elongation factor activity; guanyl-nucleotide exchange factor activity. Gene Ontology annotation, biological process: translational elongation. The transcript is spliced from 6 exons. The record is from RefSeq and is a predicted model, not a curated record.